Trametes versicolor FP-101664 SS1 is the source of this 825-nucleotide messenger RNA. RefSeq lists its product as uncharacterized. The record is from RefSeq and is a predicted model, not a curated record. The coding region runs from base 1 to 825 and encodes 274 amino acids. The transcript is spliced from 2 exons. NCBI's taxonomy places the organism in Eukaryota, Fungi, Basidiomycota, Agaricomycetes, Polyporales, Polyporaceae.
AUGUCGUCUGAGCUCACGGUUGUCACUUACGAGCCGCCGCGCGAUGCCAAGAUGCCAAUGACUCCUCGCAAUGCCUCCCGAUACAAGAUGCAAGCUGUCUUGAACGGGAAAGUUUACGACUUGUCUGAUGGCAAGCUCACGCACAUGCGGUACGCGCCCUCGUGCUAUGCCAGCGAGAUCGUCUCGAAGAUCGGCCAGAAGAUGGUUGGCUGGCCUGCGGACGUCCCGUUCACCGACCUGAGCGGCAUCGGCGGCGGUGUUCGAACGCUCGACAACCUCCUCGCGCGGUGGAACUUGCCAGAGGGGCACCCGGAGAAGCUGCGCUUCGAGCCGGCCUCGCGCGAGGACCGGGAGAACGCCGCGCGCGACCCCGACAGCGUCCACCCCACGCCGCACUACCUGCCGGAGCUGAGAAGGAGGGCGGCUGCUGCGUCGAAGAGGGCUGCUGAUAGCGCUGUCCCUUGCGACGUCCGCCACCCGGUCGACAUGGGGUAUGUCGGUACCGAGCUGACGUCCACGGCGCCGCCCGAGCCCAAGGCGCCUGGCAAGAGGCGGCAGCGGCGGGACACCGGGGGGCGGCGGCCACGGGCGUCGGAUACGGAGACUCGCGUGCGAAGACGGCUGGAGAAGCGUGGGAUCACGAGCAUGGAGUGCGUGCUCCCAGGAGUGGACAAGGGUGCGGGUGGUGUGGGCGAUGGGCGGGCGUCGAAGCGGCGGCGCUUGGAGGAGCUCCCGGUGGAGGACGCGAUUACUAAGUUUGACUUUUCGGUGGACUUUGGUGGUACGCGCGCCGACCCUGACUCGGCGCCGAUUGAGCCUGCAUAG